AUGGAGCUUUGCGAACUGCAUCUAUAUCCUGAGGACGACGUCUGGCCAUCAGACAUCGACACCAAAGUCGCGCAACUCGACUUUGGUGGCGAUUCGGCGCUGUUCGCCUCGAGCUCGGUCAGCACUGAUUCCUUGGAUUCGGAGCAGCUACGCGAACGAUGUCGACAUCGUACUGAGGAUUUUCAACUCAUAUUCGCUGAUUCCGGUAAUUGGCAGAGUGGUCAACUCACUACAUGGGGUCGCAUUCGUUCCACCGAACCCCCCGACGAAAGAACUGCUAGUGCACCGAACGUUGUGUCGCGUCCACGAACUACGCCAUCGUCAACCGCACAACGACCGACCAGUCUUCUUGCGAAUUUUGUGGGCCGUGAAUCGCAGGAUUUGGGCCGAUAUGUGGACGUCAAUGACAAUGAGAUCCAGGUGGAGAUGGACGAAUCGCCGUCGACCGUCCAGCGGGAUCGCUGGAGAGCCGCUCGGCCGGCGACGAGCAUCGUGAAGGCGAGAGCGCUUGCGAAGCCACGACGGACGUUCGCCGAUCUCCACAAGUCGAUCGCUCCCGAACUGCAGUUUCUUGCCCUCCCACAUCAGAUACCAACACUAUGCGAGUCAACGAUGUCACUGAGUGACGUCAUGCUCAAAGUGCAACGAGAGGGAUUGCCUCCUCUCACUUCCGAUCUUGAAUUGCCACUUCCGUCUUUACUACAAGAGGACUCACCGGAUUCCGGACUGGGUUGUAGUGGACCAUCCCACAUCGAAGACUGGGCGUCGUUGUCUAUUUUAUUGCCAAAGCAUGUUGCGGAAGCAUGUUCGUUCUUCAAGUCGAAUUCUCAGCUGUUAUCCUCAUCACAUCCCAACUGUAUCGAAAGGAAGCGGACUGAACCAUGCAGGACAUGUUUCCGAGUCCGUCGAAGAAUACAUCCUCCUAAUUGGGCACACUCCACUUCAUCCCGUCAUGUAUUAUGUGACUGCUCAUCGGAUGGACCAGAAACUACUCAUGAGCUCAUGCCACGAAGUAGAAGGUCAUCCGGAAAUCAGCAGAUUAGAGCAAGAGAGCUAUCAGUGGUCGGUCUUCCAAUCUACGCAGCUAAGCGUAAUUUGGUGGAAGCAGUUGUGGAUGCUGUUGCAGCUAUCGCUCGAGGCGAUGAACCAAAAUUUCUAUUCAUGGCUUUGGCAGCGUUGAUUUCAGAUGGACUUAAGCAUGAGUUUUCACCAUGGAACAUGAUACGCACAAUUACCACACCAGGUCCUGCAACGAAAGAUGUCUAUUCUAUUGUAACAAAAUUGGAUUCGAACGAGAAGUCCGAAAAUUCUCGCGUUGAACAAUUCUUCGAUGAACUUUUUAAGGAAAACUCAUUGGACUGCUGGUUAUGUUACGUGGUUUUGAAAGAGAAUGUGCUUCGACGUCUCUAUUCACCGGGUAGCUUUCUGCUGGAUGCUCCAACAGCCUAUCGAACACUACUAUGGCGGCUGGUUGAUACUCUAGCUAUUAUUCCAGUGUUAGAAGUGCGUGACUGCUCUCGACUUCAUCAGGCACAGUCGAUGUUGUGGAGUGGGCCGUGUAGACUACCAGCAGAUUCUCGAGUUCCUAAGAGUUCUUCAGUGCCCGCCAGAUUAUCCAACUCUAUUCAAACCCAUAAGCGGUCCCGGAUUCCGUUGCCAAAGAGUCGUAUGAAUGUGAAGCAUCGGACGUUCUCACCACUGAUUAUCGAAGCAUCACCACUGGCUUCAGUGAUUUCGGAUUCUUGCGAGCCAGGACAGCUGGCCGUGUCGCGCGGCGAGAGUGUUCGCAUUCUAUCUCGACGUGGCUCGUUUGCUCGCUGCUGUCGUGUACGUCGUCGUUACGACAGUGUGUCCACUGGAAUUGUACCACUCGUCAAUCUGCUCAUUCAGUGA
Molecule: messenger RNA, 1893 nt
Organism: Angiostrongylus costaricensis
Lineage: Eukaryota; Metazoa; Nematoda; Chromadorea; Rhabditida; Metastrongylidae
Source: the annotation of a GenBank genome assembly